This is a messenger RNA of Bursaphelenchus xylophilus (pine wood nematode), 676 nucleotides long. Lineage: Eukaryota; Metazoa; Nematoda; Chromadorea; Rhabditida; Aphelenchoididae. The record is from the annotation of a GenBank genome assembly.
AUGAGCAGAGUAUCUCCCUGGCAAAGAGUCUGGAGGAACUUCUGGGCAUCCAUCAGCAGAGAAGACGCAGCAACUAGGAAAUACGUUGGGGAGGACAUAUACGGAAACAAAUUCUACGAACUGGACAGACAAGGAAAGACGACCUCCAAUGUGAAUAGGUCAGUUAUCUUAAUUAACAUUGAUCUUUGGAAUACGCUUGCUUUCUUUCAAACCAGAAGCGAAAAACUUUGUGUUCUAUGAUCAGAUCAACUGACCAGACCCUUUUUAUGAGAUCACGUGAGUGUUCUUUCACUGUCAAAAAGUCUUUUCUCAUCUUCACCAAUAAUUUCAGGGGGUUCGAACAAGGCAAUCCAAACAAUCCGCCUUCAUUUGAAUGGCAAUCCUGGUUGAAAGGUACUCGUCGAUUCCCUCCAUCUGAUGAAGAAGUCGCUUUGAACCAAGCAAGAAGAGAACAGAUCCAGCAGGUAUAAUUCGUUUUAUGGGAGAUAAGUGGUUGCUAUUCUAGGGCGAACACAGUCAGGACGCCGAAACUGAGAAAAGAGCGCCACACGUUGCAAGUAGAGGGCAAGGAGCUGCUGAUCUGGAUAGGAAACAUAACUUCCCCACCUAUGAUGACAUAGAACUGGCUCCGGGGGCCGAACGGAGAGACGACAAAGGAAAGAGGCGCGACCAGUGA